Aspergillus luchuensis is the source of this 2496-nucleotide messenger RNA. RefSeq names its product putative pH signal transduction protein PalA (gene RIM20). The record is from RefSeq and is a predicted model, not a curated record. Gene Ontology annotation, cellular component: endosome. NCBI's taxonomy places the organism in Eukaryota, Fungi, Ascomycota, Eurotiomycetes, Eurotiales, Aspergillaceae. Bases 1 to 2496 code for a protein of 831 amino acids. Gene Ontology annotation, molecular function: protein binding. The transcript has 7 exons.
AUGGCGUCUAAUAUCCUCCAGGUCCCGUUUCGGCGGUCGCACUCCGUCACGCUGUCGAAUGCCAUCACGCAAUACAUCUCCUCCAAAUAUGACCAACGCCCGGACAUGUUCGCCGAGGAUCUAUUGAUCAUCGAGCGACUGCGAAACGAAGCGAUCAAUGUCCAGGAGCCUCAUGUCAGCGGGGUCAGUCGACUGGUUACCUAUGCGGCGCAGCUGAAAUGGCUGGGUGGGAAGUUUCCGGUGGAUGUUGGGGUGGAAUUUCCGUGGUAUCCUGCGUUUGGAUUCAAUACUUCUAGACCGAUUUCGCAGAAUAAUAUCCGCUUCGAGCUUGCGAACGUUAUCUUCAACUUGGCUGCGCUGUACUCGCAGCUGGCAUUCUCCGUGAACCGCACGACAUCGGAUGGUCUCAAGCAGGCGUGCAAUUACUUCUGCCAGGCGGCUGGGGUUCUGACUCACUUGCGGUCGGAUAUCCUUCCCGAUCUGCGGACGUCGCCUCCCGAGGAUAUGGAUGAUAUGACACUGCAGAGCUUGGAGCAGCUGCUUUUGGCACAGGCUCAGGAAUGUUUCUGGCAGAAGGCUGUCAAGGACGGGCUGAAGGAUGCGUCGAUUGCUCGGUUGGCGGCCAAGGUCUCGGACUUUUAUGCAGAGGCGGGAGAUCAUGCGGUCAAGUCGAAUGCUAUCAGUCCUGAGUGGAUUCACCAUAUGACGGCUAAGCAUCAUCAUUUUGCUGCUGCUGCGCAGUACCGGCAGUCCUUGGAUUGCUUGGAGAAGCGCAAGUACGGUGAGGAGGUUGCUCGUCUGAGGGACAGCGAGGCAUGCGUCAAUGAAGCGUUGAAGGAAUCGCGCUGGAUUAACCGGACUGUGCUCGGUGAUCUGCAGGGGUUGAAGACCAGGGUGACCGAGGAUUUGAAGCGUGCUGAGAAGGAUAAUGAUAUUAUCUACCUCAAUCCGGUGCCGCCCAAGUCGGAGCUCAAGCUAAUUGACCGGGCGUCCAUGGUUGCCGCGAAGGCGCCGUCCCAGGUGACUGAUGCUAUCUCUAUGUUGGGCGAGAACGGGCCUCUGGGGCAACCGCUGUUCUCUAAACUGGUGCCGUAUGCAGUGCACAUUGCUGCCAGCAUCUACUCGGAUCGUCGGGAUCGACUGAUCAAUGAGAACAUCAUUGGGGAGUUGGAGAAUAUGACGGAUAAGCUCAGGGAUCUGUUGUCUUCUUUGAAUCUUCCAGGAUCGCUGCAGGCUUUGGAGAAACCGCUUGGACUUCCCCCGACCCUGGUUUCGCACGCAGAAGAGAUGCGCCAGCAGGACGGACUGAACCGGCUGCGCAAGUCGCUUGAGGACACGGCAAAGGUCAAGGCCAACGACAGGGCUGUAUACAACGAGGGCGUGGAGCUUCUGGCGGCGGAAAAAGCGGAAGAUGAUGCGUCGCGCCGGAAAUUCGGCACCGAUCGCUGGUCUCGAGCUUCGUCAGAGGAGGCUGCGCCAAAGUUGUACACGACGUCGCGCGAAAUCGAGGGAUACUUUACGUCGGCCCAGAGCAGUGAUAACCUGGUUGAGCAGAAGCUGAAAGACUCCGCGGCAGUGUUCCGGGUGUUGACUGGCACGAACCGUGAUCUGGAGAUGUACGUCCCUAGCAGCCGGUGGGCUGCUCUGCCGCCGGAGGUCGAGCGCGAGGUGAGCCGACUGCGGGGAUGUAUGAGCGAGGUGAGCCGUCUAGAAAGCCGGCGAAAACGGCAAGCGCAGGCAUUGAAGGACAAGGCGCGGGCGGACGAUAUUAGCCAAGCACUUAUCAAAGAGACGGCACGGCUGGAGCGCGAGUUUCCUAUGCAGGCGAUCCAGGCCAGCCAGUUCGAGGAUCUCUUCGAGGAGCAGCUGCAUCUGUAUGACACAGAUCUAGACAUGGUCACACGGGAACAGCAAGACCAAGACGAGAUCGCAGCACGGGUGCAGGAGGCCAACCGGGCGUUUACACGGGCACAUACCGGCGACGCAUCGACCAAGGAGCGCGAGCGGGCGUUGCAGGAGCUGGAGAACGGGUAUUUGAAGUACAAGGAGAUCUUGUCGAACAUCGAAGUGGGACGGAAGUUCUACAACGAUCUGGCAAAGAUUGUGGGACGCUUCCGCGACGACAGCAAGGCGUUUGUGCAUAAGCGGCGAAUGGAAGCCAGCCAGCUAGAGGGUGACAUUUCGAGUGCUGCCGCCAUGGCGUCGCUAAAUAUCUCGCGCCAGCCACAACUGCAGCCGCAACCGCAGCCUCAGCCGCAGCCAUCUUAUAACGCUCCGGCGCAGAUUCAGCAGCCUUCCUAUAAUGCUCCUCCGGCGCAGGUUCAGCAACCAUCGUACACUGCUCCUCAAGCAGCACCCAGACCCGAGCCCAUGACGGCACCGCAGCCUACGCGGGCGAAUGCGCGGCCACCGAUGACUCCGGGGAUCUGGUCACCGGAGAUGGGGAUACGGUUUGGGGGACAGUGGGAUCCGAGCAAGGGAGUGAAGUUUUCAUAA